AUGGCAACUUUUACAACUUCUUCCGAAGUUCGGCAGGAAAAAUAUGAUGUUUUUGUUAGUUUUAGAGGUUCAGACAUUAGACGUGGAUUUCUUAGCCAUUUGACAAAGCAAUUACGACUAAAAGGGAUAGAUGUGUAUGAGGAUGAGAGGUUAGAAAGAGGAGAUGAAAUAUCAUCUGCACUUUUGGAAGCAAUAGAAAGAUCAAGAAUUGCGUUGGUGAUAUUCUCAAAAGACUAUGCUUCUUCAAGGUGGUGCAUAGAAGAGCUAGAGAAAAUCAUGGAAUGCAAGCAAGUCAAUAAUCAGAUUGUAAUCCCAAUUUUCUAUAAUAUAGAUCCAUCACACGUUAGGCAUCAGGAAGGAUCUUAUGCAGAUUCAUUUGCUCAGCAUGAGCAGAAGUUUAAAGACGACUUGUUGCGAGUUUGGAGAUCUGUCUUGAAAGAAACUGCAAACUUAUCUGGUUAUCAUCAUUCCUCAAAUUUUCAAAAUGAAUCUGAUCUUAUUGAUGGAAUAAUUAAAGAUGUAUCAAAAAAGCUAGAGGGUAAAGACACAAUUGAGCCAAAGGGCCUCAUUGGAAUUGAGGAAAAUGUGGCUACUAUUGAAUCAUUCAUGAAAGAUGACUCACAAAAAAUCAGAGUUCUUGGAAUUUGGGGUAAGGGAGGGAUAGGUAAAACAACCUUGGCUCGUGCCACAUUUGAUAAGUUUUCCCACCAAUUUGAUAGUUCUUGCUUUGCAGCAAAUGUGAGAGAGGAAUCAAAAAAGAUUGGAUUGACUCGUUUGCUUAAAGAAAUUCUCUUAGUACUACUAAAAGAUGAAAGUAUUCUCAAAAUCGAUGGAAUGCCUAAUAUUCAAAGGAGGCUACAUCGAACAAGAGUUCUUCUAGUGCUUGAUGACGUAGACCACCCCAGUCAAUUACAAUAUCUUAUUGACGAAAAUCUUUUGUUGGGACCAAGUAGCAAAGUCAUCAUAACAAGUAGAGACAGGCAUGUUCUUAUUAGUGGAGGAGUUCAUGAAGUACAUGAGGUGAAAGAAUUAAGCAAGGACGAAUCGCUUCACCUUUUUUGCCGGCAUGCUUUCAAGGAAGGCCAUCCCAAACAAGGAUAUGAAAAGUUAUCAAUGCAGGUAAUUGAAUAUGCAAAAGGUCUUCCUCUGGCAUUAAAAGUUUUGGGUUCAUAUUUGAACACUAGAAAUACAAAAGCAUGGGAGAGUGCCCUUAAAAAAUUGAGAAAAUAUCCAAAUAGGGAAAUUCAAACUGUGUUGAGGGUGAGCUACGAUGGACUUGAUACAUCAGAAAAGGGGAUAUUUUUAAAUGUUGCAUUCUUCUUCAGGGGAGAAAAGAAAGAAGAUAUUAUGAGGUUGCUCGAUGCUUGUGAUGAUGACCUCUACGUGGACAUUGGAAUAGAUAGGCUUCUGGAUAAAGCACUCAUAACCAUUUCAAGUCACAAUAGAGUAGAAAUUCAUGAUAUGCUACAAGAAAUGGCUGAAGAAAUAGUUCGUGAGGAAUCCAGAGAGUAUCCUGAAAGUCGAAGUCGAUUAAAUGAUACAAAAGAAGUUCAAGAUAUAUUGGAAAAUAACAAGGGAACUGAUAUAAUUGAAGGCAUUGCAUUGAACCCAGAUGAGUUAAGAAGUGACAUACACUUGAGUGUUGACGCUUUUAGCAGAAUGAAAGAAUUGAGGUUGAGAUACUGUGAGGUUUCUGAGAUCCCUGACAAUAUUAGUUCCAUGUCAUUGUUGAAGAUUCUAUCACUAAGAGGAAGCAGCGUUAAAAGUUUGCCAGAUAGCAUCAAGCAUCUUUCAGAACUUAGAGAAAUUGAUUUGGGUGGAUGCAAGAGGCCUAGGUCCUUACCAGAACUUCAACCUUCCCCUAUUUAUUGUUAUCUCAACGAAUACCAAUCACUGGAGACCUUCAGUUUCCUACUGAUGCAAUCAAUACAUAACUCUAGUGAGUUUAGAGUUUGUUAUCCUGGAAGCACAAUCCCACGGGGCUUCAAAUAUUCUCAGACUGCUAAGAGUUCUAUUAGUAUUGAACUUGCACCAGCUUCAUUUGACCAUUUAUUGGGUUUCGCUUUUUAUUGUAUUGUUUCCGCAUUGCCAAGAGACUAUUUACCACCAGUUGGCAGAAAAUUCCACUUUGAAGAAGAAAAGAUCUAUUACAGGGUUGACGACAAACUCAUUUACCUCGAGUAUCUGAGCACAGAUCAUGUUUUGUUAUGGUAUGAUCCAGUGGAUCGCAUGUUGAAGGAAAACCAAAGAAGGCGAUUUGAUGAGGGCGCCACUUACAAAAAUACAGGAGAAAAUGGAAUUAAGGCUAGAGACGGAUGCUGUUACCGGCAGGCAGUACCAGCCAGCACCCUAAUGCUGAAGUGUCCCAACAUCAGCCAGCACGUGAUUCCGUUAGGAGAAGCACUCGUGUGUGCCAAAGGACAGGGAACUUGA
Neltuma alba is the source of this 2433-nucleotide messenger RNA. RefSeq names its product TMV resistance protein N-like. Gene Ontology annotation, biological process: signal transduction; defense response. Gene Ontology annotation, molecular function: ADP binding. The transcript is spliced from 5 exons. Lineage: Eukaryota; Viridiplantae; Streptophyta; Magnoliopsida; Fabales; Fabaceae. Bases 1 to 2433 code for a protein of 810 amino acids. The record is from RefSeq and is a predicted model, not a curated record.